Centruroides sculpturatus (bark scorpion) is the source of this 3879-nucleotide messenger RNA. RefSeq names its product multidrug resistance-associated protein 4-like. Gene Ontology annotation, molecular function: ATP binding; ABC-type transporter activity; ATP hydrolysis activity. Lineage: Eukaryota; Metazoa; Arthropoda; Arachnida; Scorpiones; Buthidae. Gene Ontology annotation, biological process: transmembrane transport. The coding region runs from base 41 to 3667 and encodes 1208 amino acids. The transcript is spliced from 25 exons. Gene Ontology annotation, cellular component: membrane. The record is from RefSeq and is a predicted model, not a curated record.
CUUAAGUAAUUCGUCUUUAUCAAAAUCCAAUAUUGGACAAAUGGUUAGUCUUCUUGCCAACGAUAUCAUCAAAUUUUAUUACAAUUUGUUUUCCAUGGCAUACGUCAUUGCCAAUCCUCUCAUAGUCAUUGUUACGGUAGCUAUAUUGUGGCAGUAUUUCAAGUGGACAAUUCUACCUGGAAUAUCAGUAGUGUUUGUUUACGUUUCCAUACAGUUUUUACUAGGAAAGUUGUACUCGAAACUAAGAUUAAAAACGGUUAAACUGGGAGAUGAAAGGUUGAAUCUAUUAAACGAGAUGAUUGCUGGUAUGAGAUUAAUUAAAAUGUUUACUUGGGAAAAGCCAUAUGCUUCAUUAAUUGAAAAUACCAGAAAGAAAGAAGUAAGAAACGUCAAAGCUUCGUUAUACAUUCGCGGGAUAUCAUUUGCAUUGGCAUACUCUUCUUCGAAAUUGUUCUCCUGUAUUACUUUCUUGACGUUUUUCUUCACCGGAGGCCAGUUGACCUCCCAAAUGGUAUUCGUCAAUAUGAUUCUAUCAGUUUGUAUCUUCAGAAGCAUUUUUUCUACCUUUUCCAUGGCGGUCACUCAAUUUGCAGAAAUUUUUAUUUCUCUGAAGAGAUUGCAAGAAUUUUUACUACUACAAGAGAAAGAUAAUGGCGCAAUUACAAUUGAAAUGGAAAAACCGAAGCUAAUUAGUAAUGGGAUAUGGAUGAAGAAUAUUACUGCUGCAUGGAAUAAAAAUGGGGAUCCAACGUUGAAAGGAAUAUCAUUAAAUGUAAAGCCGGGAGAAUUGUUAGCUGUUGUUGGUUCUGUUGGAUCUGGAAAGGAAACUAUUUUAACUCCAAUUCAAGCCUACUUAUUAGGAUUAUUAGUAAAUUAUUUUGAUCAUAGAUCGCAAGAGAACCAUCUCUCUGGAUAUUUAUCAGCUACAGGAUUUUGUGUUCUAUCAAUGAUGUUUGCCUUUACAGGACUGUCACAUUUUAUUUUAUCGGAAGUAUUAGGCAUGAAGAUAAAGAUAGCGUUAUCUACCGUUAUAUACGGAAAGAAUGGGGAUCCAACGUUGAAAGGAAUAUCAUUAAAUGUAAAGCCGGGAGAAUUGUUAGCUGUUGUUGGUUCUGUUGGAUCUGGAAAGACAUCUUUGUUGAUGUCAAUCUUAAGAGAAAUUCCUAUUUCUUCCGGAGAAUUAUCAGUAAAGGGGAAAAUUGCGUAUGCGUCUCAAGAAGCAUGGUUAUUCUACGGAACAAUUAGAGAAAAUAUAUUGUUCGGCGAGACCUUUCACGAAGAAAAAUACAGAAAAAUACUGCAUAUAACGGCACUCGAAAAGGAUAUUAAUUUAUUCUCCAAAAGAGAUCUAACACGCGUGGGCGAAAAAGGAGUGAUAAUGAGCGGUGGCCAAAAAGCUAGAAUCAAUCUAGCCAGAGCAUUGUAUCUGGAUGCAGAUAUAUACAUUCUCGACGAUCCGCUGAGUGCUGUGGAUACUCCAGUAGCGAGUCACAUAUUCGAAAAGUGUAUAAUGGAAUAUUUAUCCGAAAAGAUUUGCAUUCUUGUUACCCAUCAUGUUCAUUUCUUAAAAUUUGUAAAUAAAAUUUUAGUACUGAAAGAGGGAAAAUGUCAAGCGAUAGGCGAUUAUAAUAAAAUUAUAAACUCGGGAAUAAAUAUGGGAAUUUCAGCAAAAGACGAAAGCUCCAUCGAAAACGAGAAGGAAUUUUCCAGUAAAACUUUUGACCACAAAGAAUUAAGUGUUUGUAGCGUUGAAAAGGCUGCUGCUGUUGAUGACGCUGUAAAAGAAAAUGAAAAAACAUCAAAAGAAAUAAAAGAAAAACGAUUUGGAUUAUAUUUGUAUAAGGCUUACGUGAAUGCGGGAGCGGGAUUCUUCUUCAAAAUGACGAUGAUCUUUAUGCUGGUUGUAUCGCAGGUUGUUUUACAAGGCAGCGAUUUUUGGCUGAGUAAAUGGAUAAAAGACGAAACAGAUUAUUACGAAAAUUUAACAAGAAAUUUUAAUGAUUCUAAAGCCGAAUAUAUCCUGGAAAGUCGUCAAAUUAACGUGUACGUUUAUUGCGCUCUGAUCCUCGCAUCCUUCGUCUUUACAGUUAUUUCAGUUUCGUUAUUCUACGAAAUGUCCAUCGCCGCAUCCAUCAAUCUUCAUAAGAAUAUGUUCCGUUGCAUCAUCCGUGUUCCAAUAUCUUUCUUGGAUACGAAUCCCAUUGGAAAGAUAUUGAACCGAUUUUCGAAGGAUAUUAUGAGCGUGGACGAAAUGUUAUCGUUUGUGUUUCAAGAUGUAACACGAAAAGCUGCCAAUCUUCUGAGCAUGAUCGUCGUUCAAGCUAUCAUCAGUCCUUAUCUACUAAUAUUUUCUUCGGUCAUAUCGGUUAUAUUUUAUUUUAUAUGGACUAUCCACAACCGAGUAUUAAAAAGCUUAAAACAAUUGGAAGGAAAAUCGAGAAGCCCCGUAUUUUCUCACCUGAGCGCAUCGCUUUACGGAGUAACAACUAUCAGAGCUUUCGAGGUGGAAAACAACUUCAAAAAUGCAUUUAACAAUUACCAAGAUAAGCACACCGCCACGUGGUUCCUUUACGUGGCCUUAAAUGGUUGGAUUGCCGUUUGGGGUUAUCUAAUUUGUUUCUUUAAUCUCGUAAUUAUUGUUGUUAUAUUGAACGUCGUCAUGACCUCAGACAAUUCAGGAAGCAUGGUGGGACUAGCAUUAACUUAUGCGAUAUUGAUAAUAAUGAGUUAUCCGUGGCUGAUUAGACAAGCUUCCGAAUUGGAUUAUCAGAUGAACUCCGUUUCACGCAUAUUGAAUUACAGUAAAUUAAAAUCGGAAGCGGCGUACGAAUCUCCUCCCGAUAAACAAUUGCCCGCAGAGUGGCCCGAUAAAGGAGAAAUCGAUUUCGAUGACGUUUCCUUGCAAUAUUCCAAGGACAAAAACACGGUUUUAAAUAACAUAACGUUCCACGUUAACCCGGGAGAAAAAAUAGGAAUUGUUGGACGAACGGGAGCGGGUAAAAGUUCCUUAACAGCGUCCUUGUUCCGUAUGACAGAACCCACGGGAAAAAUCACCAUCGACGGAAUUGUAACUAAAGAUAUUGGACUUAGGGAUCUAAGAAGAAAAAUUUCCAUAAUUCCUCAAGAUCCAGUAUUAUUUAACGGUCCACUACGCAGAAACAUCGAUCCUUUUAAUGAAUAUUCGGAAGAGAUGUUGUGGCAAGUAAUGGAAGACGUACAGUUAAAAGAAGUUAUUGAUAAAUUACCCGGCGGAUUGGAUACAAAUUUAACAGAAGGAGGUCGCAAUUUCAGUGUUGGUCAAAAGCAAUUGAUAUGUCUCUCCAGGGCAAUUCUUCGUCAGAACAAAAUUCUUGUAAUGGACGAAGCAACCUCGAAUAUUGAUAAUUUGACCGAUUCGUUAAUACAGAAAAUCAUACGAGAGAAAUUUCUCACUUGUACAGUAUUAACUAUAGCUCAUAGACUGAAUACGGUUAUCGAGUCGGAUAGAAUAAUGGUUUUAGAUACGGGAAGAAUUCAAGAAUUCGACCAUCCAUACGCGCUGUUGAAAAACACAAACGGGGCCUUUUAUAAUCUGGUGAAAAAUACGGGAGAAAUGGGAAUGAAAGAAUUGUGCAGAAUUGCUAAAGACAGUUACUUUAAAAAAAUUUCUACUAAAACUAAAUUAUAAAAUAAUUUAUUAUUUUAUAAUUUACUUUUUUAUGAGACUGGUUUAUCAAGGAAUUGAGAUAAUUUUUUAAAUAGCAAUCAAAUUGUCUGGACAAAACACAGUUGAUACGCUAAUCUGGCAGUUUGUUACGUGUAAUUGUAUGAAAUUCUUAUUGUAAUAUCGUGUAAGAAAGACACUUUAUUCGUUUUGUGUAAAAAUUAAGGAAUAAAACA